UUACAACAACAGCAGCAAUUCCCACAGAGACCAUCUCUAUCAGCAGUGCAGACACCAUCCCACCCUCCCCCUCCUUACCCAUUUGGCAGCCAGCAGGCAUCCCAAGUUCACUCUAAUUUCCCUUCUAUGGCCAACUCAAACCAGUUCAACACACCUCCAAUGAAACCAAUGCAGGGGGGACCUCCAAGGGUACUGACUCCAUUGCAGCAACCCCAUCUCUCCAAAUCUCCAGCCUCAUCUCCUUCCUUCCAGCAGAGCUCACCUGCAUCGUCCCCCACAGUAAACCAAACCCAGCCACAGACCAUGGGACCACGACCAGGACAAGGCAGUUCAUUGCCUCAGGGUUUCCCACAACAGACUGUCAGCUCUCCAGGGCGCAGUAGUGUGAUGCCACAGGGGAGCACAGCAGGAAACUUUAUGAUGCAGCAGAAUCAGGGUCCACAGGGUAUUCAUGCAGGAGUCGUUAAGCGGCUGCCGCCUGGCUUUGCUUCAGGGCAAACAAAUGCCAAUUUUCUGCAGGGACAGACCCCACCCAGCAAUGCAGGGUCACCAACGAAUGGUGCCACGGCUCAGCAGCAAGCUGGUCAAGGAGCAGGUGGUCAGGCAAAUGGAUCAUCCCAUGGUCAGCUACAAGGGUCUCAUAGUGGUGCCAAUGUGAUGCAGACUAAUCUUAUUGGACUUCAUAAUAACCUGAAUAGCCAGCAAACCAGUGGCAGUGGUGUGAGUCAAGUUAGUAUUGGUGGACUGCAUGGGCAGGCCCAGCAAGGACCACAGUCCCAAAUUCUUGGCAUGCAUCAGCAAAUCAUUUCCUCCCAGGGACAAAUGGUUAGCCUUCAAGGACAGACUUCUCUGAACACCCAAGGUCAGCUGGUACUCUCAAGAACACAGCUUAUGUCACAGGGACAGAUGCUGGCAGGAUCUCAAAAUAUGGGUCAGGCACCUCAGAGGAUGACACCCCCGAAGCAAAUGAUUCCUCCUCACAGUCAGAUGAUGGCAGCCCAGAAUCAGGCUAUAAUGCAGCAGAAUCCUGUAAUGGAGCAGAUAAUGCAGGGAAAUAAACAAGGAUUCAACAAUCAAAACCCAGGGAGUAUCAUGGCAGGACCUAGUCAGAUAAUAAGGGGUCCAGCCUCUGGUCUGCCUAACAAUAUGAUUCAGUUCUCAGGGCAGGCUGUUUCCCAGCAGGGGCCAGUGGGU
Molecule: messenger RNA, 1194 nt
Organism: Staurois parvus
Lineage: Eukaryota; Metazoa; Chordata; Amphibia; Anura; Ranidae
Source: the annotation of a GenBank genome assembly